AUGGUCGAAAAUAGUUCGACAGUAUCACCAUCUGAUUCGCAAGAGUUCCGUAUGACUGUCAAACCUCAACGGACUCGUUCAAUUAUCCGAGAAUUCAGUCUAAACACCUCAACACACGGCAUUCCAGGUAUUGCUCGUAGUGAAAGUAAACACAAUCGAAUCUUUUGGUCUAUAUCGUUACUUAUUUUCACUGGUGCAAUGACAUAUUUCAUAGUACAAGCCAUUCUAGCUUAUUUUGCAUAUCCAACGCAAACAUCUAUAUCGAUUACUCAUGAAUGGCCACAAGCAUUUCCUGCAGUGACCAUUUGUAAUUACGCUCCGUUAAUUUAUGAUCGAUUCAUCGAGUCAUUUUUAAACUAUACGAAUUCACUUCAAUUGAUCAAUACUAGUGAUACAACUAAUUUUACUAUUGAACAAGCUUCGUACAUUCAAGAUUAUUUGACAUAUAAACUCAAUCAUAAUGAAUCUUUACACGAUUUUUUCUAUCCUCUUGAUUCGAUGUUGAUCUCAUGUUCCUACAAUCGAUUGACAUGUACAGCAGCUAAUUUCACUUGGUUCAUCUCUUCAAGCUAUGGUCUAUGCUAUACAUUCAAUGCAAAACUAAAAGAUAGUUUCGGAAAUACUCUAAAAUACAAUGCUGACAAUGGAGAGAACGGCAAACUCGAAUUACAUCUUUACAUUCAUCAACAUCAAUAUGUACCCUACUUAUCGAAUGGUGUUGGAGUGGUGGUUUUAGUUCACGACAAUCAACAAAUGCCUUUCAUUGAAAUGAUAGGUAUGCUGCUCGCACCUAGCCGCCAUCAUAAAUUGGGCUAUCAGAAGAAAACAAGCUAUUUUUUGCCAGCACCGUACACAACAUGCAGUGAUCAGCUUACUUUGGGAAUGCAAGCCAUGUUCAAUGAAUAUCAUGACACUGAUUAUGGAUAUUUCGAGCUUGCGUGUUUUGCUGCUUGUAUACAAUCCUAUACAUAUCAGAAAUGUAAAUGUGGGAAUCCAUUUCGAUGGACUGCGCGUUUCAUUGUACUGCCGGGUCAUGACGAAACAAUUAAUAUACCGCUUUGUAAUGUCAGCGAUCCAUGUUAUAGGCUAGCAGCAACGGAGAUCAUGAAUACGGCCAGUAUUUGGACAACUUACUGUCCGACAUGUAAACAAGAAUGUAUGUUUACUGAAUUCAUAAUCAAACCAACAUCAGUCUUGGCACCACCGACUUAUUUGUUGGAGAAUAUUAAACAAUUUGUUGAGUCAUCUCAAGUUCCACUACCGGUGAAUUGGUCAACAUCAUGGAUGUCAGAGAUUGCAUCAAGUUAUGUAUCGGUGGAAGUGACAUAUGAAACGACUCGAAGUGAACUUUAUUCUCAACAAGCAAGUAUCAGUGCUGUUGAUGUUAUUUCGAAUGUUGGUGGAAACACAGGUCUCUGGAUUGGAAUUAGUUUUUUAUCAUUGAUGGAACUUGCCGAAAUGAUUUAUCGACUUGCGCGUGUACAAUGGUUUAAACUUCAAACAGUUAUGCAACGUAAUAAACAAUAA
Adineta ricciae is the source of this 1527-nucleotide messenger RNA. The record is from the annotation of a GenBank genome assembly. Lineage: Eukaryota; Metazoa; Rotifera; Eurotatoria; Adinetida; Adinetidae.